AUGUACCUGUUUUCUAUAUACUUAAUUCAAAAUGAAGAUAGAGAGGGAGGGUUUACCUACUCGCAUUACUCUUUCUGAAUAAGUACAGACUCUCAUCUUAUUUUUAGAGUGACCAGCUGCUGGCAGAAGUCAUGCCACAAUACCCUGAAAUCAAGUUACACUUCAAUGUGUUGGGCAUUUGCAAAGAGACGGAUCUCCUCUGUGGACUCCAUGUAAACAGCCAGAAGAUUCAGGAUUACCGCAAAAUAACUGCAUUAGAGCAAUAAUGGGUUUUAUUGUUUUACUGCUUCUGAUCCCAGCUGCGAUCUGCUCACCAGUGUUACUUCCAGUUGACUGCAAUGACGUGUACAACAGAGGUUCUGGUAAUAGUGGGGUUUACAGCAUCUUCCCAGGAGGACCGCUCUCCUCUGUCCAGGUCUACUGUGACAUGGGCUGUCAGGACGAACCUGAUGGUGGUAAAUGGACAAUCCUCCAGAGAAGAAAGGAUGGCACCAUCAACUUUUAUCGUGGAUGGGACCAGUACAGAGCUGGAUUUGGACAAGCAUCUGGAGAAUACUGGUUGGGUCUGGAGAACAUCUAUCUCCUAACUAAAAGUAAGAGCUAUGAGCUGAGGAUAGAAAUGGCAGACUUUGAAGGGGCAAAGGCUUUCGUCCACUAUUCCUCGUUCACCGUGGGUCCAGAGCACGAGGGCUACACACUCACCUUCAGUGGCUUCAAAGAUGGAGGAGCUGGAAAUUCCCUGAGUGAACAUAACAGUCAGAAGUUUUCUACAUUUGACAAGGACCAGGACACUUAUUCUUCAAACUGUGCCAAGGUCUACCUCGGCGGAUGGUGGUACGGAGAAUGUCACAGCGUUAAUCCUAAUGGUCUUUACUUGUGGGGCAGCUCAGCCUAUGGGAUAGGAAUCAAUUGGCGUGCUUGGAAAGGAUAUGAGUACUCAUUGAAAGAAAUUACAAUGAAGAUAAAACCCAAACUGUAAUAUUAAUGAUGAGCUAAUAACCCAUUGAUCAUGUGAUGCAUGACCGAAGGAAAAAUCCAUGACAUUUUGGUGUGGAUCCGUAUCCGGAUUUGUUUUCCGCUUUCUCUUUGGAACAGAUAGAACUUAGAUAGGUAAUUUUGAUAUGGUUUCAUUAGGGGACUGUAAGGGAAAUGUAACGUGUUGACCACAAUAUGAUCAUAUUUAUUUCCCCUUUGAUUGAUCAUGAUUGAAUCUCAUACAAUGUAACCUUGAUCAUGCUGUAUCCUGUACUACUGAAUGAAUCUUGGCCUGAUUGCUUGAACUAAGGCAUUGUUGUUUUCAUGUCAUCAGAAGAUCCAAACCUUUGUCUUUGUAGCAACCCCAAGCAGAGUGGGAGGGGUGAGCCAAAUGUUUAAAGACAAAGAACUGUUUCCCAUCGGGUGCAUAGCCUGUCUGUUAAUAGGAUAGGAUAGAUAAAAUGUAUUCCUUAGUUAACCGGUUUUGCAACAACAGUAAAACAAAUCGUCGAUUCAAUUAAUGAGAGUAGAAAAUCCUGCAAAAGAGUGCAUGUACUUCACUUUUCUGUCAUUACACAGUAUUCAUUUUUACUAGUGUGCAGAGAGUUUGAAAGCUUUAUAAUAUUGCUCAGGGAGACAUACUUCAUGUACACACUUACAGUACACAUUACAUUACUAUUAUCACUGUAGUUACUGUUUCACACAGAUAACAGAAACAUGCUCACUCAAACCUGUGUCCCCUCACAGCUGGACGUCAUUCUCAAAGAAUAGCGACAACAACUUGCAUGCACAGUCAGUCACUGUCUCCUUCGGAAUAACAUCUACAGUGUUUGCAACCCGACAGCCAAGUCAUAAUUUCUCUCCUCCUCUUCGCCGCAGCACUCGAAGCAAAGCCAGAGUAGCAUUGACCACACGGUCGUGUUUAAAGAUCAUCUUGUGAAAGGUUUCCAGAGGCAGGCGGCCGGUUGGAUCUGCAUGUUUCAGUGCAGUCAUGGGCAUGUACAGGCGGUUGGUCUGGUGGCGCAGAGGAGGUUCCUUGGCUGUGAUGACUUUAACUGUUUGCUGCAGGAUAAUAGUACAAAUAUUACCACACAUGAUGGAUUUUCACUUGUUUUCGUGACUUUUAAAAAAUCAAAUAGAAAAACAAUUACGUGGCUUUACAUCACUUGCCUCGGCCACUUCUGCCGGUGUCUGGCCUAAUGAGGCAAAGACCUUUUUCGAGUAUGGCAGGUAAACUUCAUGGAAGAUUUUGGCCGUCUCUUCGUCUGUCCCUGAUAGAUCCAUCGCCUCGGCAUCUUCGUACACUUUCCUUUCAAACUCCGUCACCACAGGGCCAGGUUCCACAAGAGUCGUCCUUGUGACAGUGGAAAUUUCACGUCACGCAUAUUUUACCAUGCUUUUAACAUUGUCAGCUUACUGAUGACUUAUGGUUUGGAUGAGUGUGUGCAUUAAACAUGAGGACAUGGGAUUACUUGAUGUUAAACUUCAAUGCCUGCACUGCCAGACUUUCACAAAAUCCUUCCACAGCAAAUUUAGAGGCAGAGUAGACGUCAUUGAA
Messenger RNA from Pleuronectes platessa (European plaice), 2533 nucleotides. Its product is annotated as microfibril-associated glycoprotein 4. The record is from RefSeq and is a predicted model, not a curated record. The coding region runs from base 266 to 979 and encodes 237 amino acids. Lineage: Eukaryota; Metazoa; Chordata; Actinopteri; Pleuronectiformes; Pleuronectidae. Gene Ontology annotation, biological process: elastic fiber assembly. The transcript has 5 exons.